AUGUGGACGAGCUGGUUUGGCGGCUUCUCCGAACCAUCCGACUAUGCCACCGCCGAAAUGCCAGACAUCAAUGUUCAAGCAGUCCUUGUCUCUGCCAUUUUUGUAAUACCAUAUCUGGCAUUUCUGGUAAUUCUUCCUGGAGUUCGAGAGAAGCGCAUCAUUACCCUAGUUAUAAUUACUGUUGUCACCCUAACGGGAGCAGUUUUGGCAGCCUCCCUAUGUCUUCCGGGAUGGGCCGGAGGUUCCGCAAGAAUUCUCUCUCAACUUAGGUCUCACGUGAACGAACGGAUGCGAGCGCGUGUAGGAGUGAACGUUGGCCUUAAGAGCAUCAACAUCACUUUACGAUUUGAAGAAAUGGUGGAACCAGAUAGACAAGGAUCUCGAAUAGAUAUGAGUCGACUUUACUACAAUGAAAACUUCGACAUUUCCGGAGUUUCCUCUAUGACGGAAGAAUUACGAUCGGCCUACCGACGCGGCCUACCGUAUCCGAUUCUAAGUAUACUCGAAUACUUUUCCCUCAAUCAAGAUGCCUUCGACUGGGGACGACAUUACCGGACGGCUGGUCACUACACAUCUGCCGCCAUCAGUUUUGCGCUAUCAUGCUGGGCGCUUGCCGUCGUAUUCGUCCUACUAGUUCCGCAUCAUUUCGGUUUGGUAAGUUUCGAUUCAGGUGCUUACUUCUCACUUUACUCAGAAUAUGCCAUUCAGGCAAUGCUGGCCACUGGGCUAUCAGCACUGUUCGCCUGUCUGCUCUAUCUGAUCAUGUCUCCUUGUGAAUUACAAAUCGGAUUCGUCGGAACACAGGGGAACCGUAUCGUCAUGAAAAUGAGUUUCCAAUGGGCCUUCUACUGCGUUUUUGCCGUGGGGCUUCUGGCAGUGCUUGUCGGUCUAAGUCUGAUAAUUCUGCAACAUUACCACUUCUAUAGUCUUUCAACAUUUUUGGAAGCACGCUUGGAUGAGACAGUCAAUCCGAACAAAACCAGACAAUCCGACGUCGCACAGGAUCUCUCAAAUAGCUUACAAGUGAUGCGUCGUACGAAAAAUUCGGCUCCAAGCUCUGUGACCAGUGAAAAAAAGACCGCUUCAAGUGGAUUCCAAUCGAGAACCAGUUAUACUGGGUCGAUGAGCAUCCCUUGUUCAGGAGCCAAUCCUCUUUCGAAUCUGUCCACGGUGAGCUGCAGCGGUCGGCGUCAAAUCUAA
This is a messenger RNA of Haemonchus placei, 1200 nucleotides long. Lineage: Eukaryota; Metazoa; Nematoda; Chromadorea; Rhabditida; Trichostrongylidae. The record is from the annotation of a GenBank genome assembly.